UAAAAUGCUUUAUUCCCUGUUGUAUUACAUUUACGUAUAAAGUGCUUUAACUUUGAAAAUGAGCAAACUGCCCUUUUUCAGUAUCUAGUUUUGACUGGGUAUGUUCUGUAGCAAUGUCAAUGGAAUACAGAGCGGUAAAUGAAACGGACUCCACCAUCUCGAGGCAUGAUGAUUUCGAGUUGUAUUUACGCAUUUUUAGCGGGUUGUCUGGGUGCUGCUGCCUCUUUAUCGGCUAAGGUUACUCUUGGUUCAGACUACCUGGAGCAAAUUUGUGAAAUUGGGCUUAGCAACGCGUUCGAAGCGCACCAUGAUGGAACUACUGUGUGUCACUGGCUCCACAUCCCCCUGUGACUGCUGUGCCUUGGCCUGAUGUUUCUCUGCAAUGCUGUCAUGUGGACCUUUUUCUCCAAAGCUCUUCGGCAUAGCUCCUCCUCAGCACGAGCCACUGCCACCACUAGUGUGGGCAACUUUAUUGCGUCGGCCAUACUGGGGAACCUCAUUUUUGGAGAGAGUCAAGCAGUUCUGUGGUGGGUGGGCAUCACUGUGAUGCUGUGCGGGCUAUUGUUGCUUCAUGGAUCCACGCCUCAGGUGCUGUCACAUGAAGAAGGCAAAAUGGACUAG
Molecule: messenger RNA, 621 nt
Organism: Syngnathoides biaculeatus (alligator pipefish)
Lineage: Eukaryota; Metazoa; Chordata; Actinopteri; Syngnathiformes; Syngnathidae
Product: transmembrane protein 42-like
Exons: 3
Source: RefSeq, a predicted model, not a curated record